CAUCGGGGGCUUGGAUGACAACACGUGCUUCAGCGACGUGGAGCGCUACGACAUCGACUCGGAUCGCUGGAGCACUGUGGCCUCCAUGAACACUCCCCGGGGAGGUGUCGGCUCUGUAGCCCUGGUGAACCAUGUUUAUGCUGUGGGUGGCAAUGAUGGUGUAGCAUCUCUUUCCAGUGUGGAGAAAUACGAUCCUCACUUGGAUAAGUGGAUAGAAGUGAAAGAAAUGGGUCAGCGAAGGGCUGGGAACGGUGUCAGUGAGCUCCACGGCUGCUUGUAUGUUGUGGGUGGCUUUGAUGACAACUCACCCCUGAGCUCGGUGGAGCGGUUUGACCCACGCUGUAACAAAUGGGAAUAUGUGGCAGAGCUCACAACUCCAAGGGGUGGUGUUGGCAUAGCGACACUGAUGGGAAAAAUUUUUGCAGUUGGAGGUCAUAAUGGCAACGUGUACCUGAAUACAGUAGAAGCAUUUGAUCCCAUAGUGAACAGGUGGGAACUCGUGGGCUCUGUGUCACACUGCAGGGCUGGGGCAGGCGUGGCCGUGUGCUCCUGUCUCAGCAGCCAGAUCCGG
Messenger RNA from Cyanistes caeruleus (blue tit), 571 nucleotides. The record is from RefSeq and is a predicted model, not a curated record. Lineage: Eukaryota; Metazoa; Chordata; Aves; Passeriformes; Paridae.